Molecule: messenger RNA, 1485 nt
Organism: Octopus sinensis (East Asian common octopus)
Lineage: Eukaryota; Metazoa; Mollusca; Cephalopoda; Octopoda; Octopodidae
Product: D-ribitol-5-phosphate cytidylyltransferase
Exons: 10
Coding region: 34-1152 (372 amino acids)
Biological process (GO): isoprenoid biosynthetic process; protein O-linked glycosylation via mannose
Cellular component (GO): cytosol
Molecular function (GO): D-ribitol-5-phosphate cytidylyltransferase activity
Source: RefSeq, a predicted model, not a curated record
UAACACACAAUAUCACCGUCUAAAUACUUGCUAAUGUCUGAAAGCAGUAGUCCAGUGGAUUUUGAUGUGUGUGUUGUUCUGCCUGCUGGAGGGCAUGGGGCCCGUACAGGUGUUUCUACACCCAAACAGUUUUGGUCAGUCUUAGAUAAACCGCUGAUUGUUUAUACUGUUCAGGAGUUUAACAGAAUUCCUUGGGUGCAGAAAAUAAUUGUCUGUGUUGCAAAAGAAUAUGUGGAGAGCUUUGAAGAUUUAAUUUGCCAGUAUCAUUUAGAUAAAGUGGAAGUGACCGUUGCAGGCUUUUCUAGACAUCAGUCAAUUUUUAAUGGCAUUAAAAAAGUUUCUUUAGUUUGGAAAGAUCCUGACAUUGUGUUAGUCCAUGAUGCAGUCCGCCCAUUAAUUAAUGAAUCCAUCAUCCAACAAGUUGCAGUUGCAGCUAAGAAAUAUGGCGCUGCUGGAAUAGUGAAUCCCCUCACAUCAAACAUAAUUUCUGUUAAUUCUGACAGCUUCCCCUCUGAGUUUCUUGACAGAAAUCUUUACCAUGCCAGCGAGAUGCCUCAAGGAUUCAAAUUUGACUUUCUAAAGAAAUCAUAUGAAAUGUGUGCAAAUGAAGAUAUAGAACAUGGAACUGAAUGUUUACAUUUAGUUCAAAAGUAUACCAAUAUUAAUGCAUUUCUCAUUGAGGGACCACCCCUUUGGAAAGUCACUUUUAGAAAAGACUAUUUUGCAGCAGAAGGAUGUCUUAAAGAAAAGUACCUAAAAGUUGGAUUAGUCAAUAUUCCCAACUCCAGUUUGGUAUCAGCCCUGAAAUAUCAUUUAGAGGAACAUCAUAUCAAGAUUUGUAUAUUAAAUACUAUUGAGGAGCAAUGCUCACAACUAACUAGUGUUGUGCUUGGUCAGACCAUUGUGAAUUUAGAUGGAAUUCUGAAUACAAUAGAGGAAUUAACUGAAAUGUGGACUGGAGAACCUAGAAGAAUUGUGCAAGGUGGUCUCAUUAUCUUCUUAAUCUAUGUAUCAAAGAAAAUUACUUUUUCUAAAACUUUGAAUCAAUUGCAAAAGUAUAGCAGAAGUUUGACUGAGAAAUUUCAAGGAAAUAUUUCACCAAUUUUCAUUUUAACAAAGAUAUCAUCAGAAAAAGGACAUGAAGAAUACUGAAAGAAUUGUAAAGCUCAUUAAAUCACUUCUCUGGGAGAUGUCAGAUACAUAUAUGGGACAGGUAUUUGUAUUAUAAGCUACAAAAUAUGAGAUGCUUUAGCAUUUAAUUGCUACAUAAAAUUGUAGGUUAAAAAUUGCACAAUAAAAUUGUAGGUUAAAACUUUUCAGAUGAGUUACUACCACUAAUAAUAAUUUCUUUUUAUAACUUCAAAAACAUUUUUUACAUUUUAUUCAUUUUAUUCAUUCUUGCUUUGAAAAGAGAUGAAGUCAACAUUCUCUAAACAUUAAUAAAAAUGUUCAUCAAAACAAUAAAAGUUUUAUAAAAACAUGUAA